CACACACAUUCCUGAAUCAGGUUGAACAGGUCUGGCCUCACUAUUCAGACUCAUUCUCACACAAACAGGAACAGAUUCGCGACGCAUUUAAGGACAGAAGACGAGGCUCCAGACAGUUCUACAGAGGCGCAGCAAAGAUGUCUCCACCUCCUCCGCCUGUGCCGAAGCCCCGGGCCCGAUACACAAGAGACAAUUUGGCACCCAACCCGACUUUGGAAAGGAAUCUAAACACUGAAUAUGCCCCACCAGGUUUCCCCAAUGGAGUUCACCAAAGCACAGGAUCUCAUGGCGCCGUCUAUCCGACUCUGGCGGGAAUUUCAGACCUCAUUUCCACCAACAUCCCGUCCAUGGCAGGAAUGAUGGCCUACAUCAGCGGCUCCGCCGCCGCACCAUCAGCACCGUCGGCCCCCACAGCUCCUCCUUUGGUGGACAGCAUCGCGAACAACAUCUCCUCUCACAUUCCCAGCUUAGCAGACGCUGCUCACGACGUGGCUGAGCCAAGUGCGCCCAGCAGCACGGACCCUGCACCUGCUGCCAGUAAUGCAGUUCCAAGUCUAGACAGCGUGCUCAGCUCAUUGGCUAAGAUGCCCACCAUCACUGGAGUUGUUAGUCCUGUUGCUAACCCUGCUGCUGGCUCCAACACAAGUACAGCCAACGCUGGUAAUCAUCCUUCUCUGGCGAAGACUAAGAGUGGCCCUCACACAGAUGUUGGAGCCUUGUCAAACCUGGUGAUGUCAGCACUUGACCCGAAAGCUGGGGUCACAUUACCUCCACUGGAUGUCCCUACUGAGCCCAGCUGCGAUCUCACCAUGGCUUCUAAAUAUGGUCAAGAGGAUUCCGAUGGCGCCAGUCUAGAAGACUUAGACUCGGACUCGUCAAAUGAGGAAGAGGAUAUGGAGGUUGGUCCUGGACAGACUAAGGAAGACCCUCCAGCUGCUCCUGCUGCCAAUCUCAAUCAACCAGGUCGUCUGAAGCCCAGUCGGCCGGCCCCGACGCCCCCUCGUCCUCCUGACCAAUCAAAGAAACCAGGGAAGCAGAAGAUCCCACGAGCUGCGACGAUUCGAGUUUCAAGAAAAAAAGGAGGAAGCGGGAAUGCAACUCCUAAAACAGCCGUGGUUCGUGCCGACUGGCUGGACGUCUGGAAGGGUAUCAGACACAGCGUUUUGUGGGCGACGCUGGACGGCAAUCAGCUGUCUUUGUGGAAGAAACGCACCGAUCGCUUCAGCGAGAUGCUCUUCCACACCUCCAGCAUCACAAAUGUCAAGAAACAAGACAAAGGAAGAUUCUCCAUCUACUUCCGCAAGAAACGUUACGACUUCAUGGCCCACAGUGAAGAGAUCCAGGACGGCUGGGUCACGUCCCUUCAAGCGUGUCGAGGUCAGCAGGGCCCCGCCCCCCCGGAACUCCAGGGCCAGAUCACCAUCAAAGACACCCGAAAAAAAGUCUACGCAGCAGUGUUGGGUCAUGACCUCUGGAUUUACCCCAACAAGGACAGCUACCAGCUGGGCAUCGCCUCCUACUGCGUCCCCCUGAAUGUGUCAUCGGUCAAAUCCACCGCCAAACACACGUUUUCUCUGGUGACGCCGUACAAGACCUUCAACUUAUCUGUAGAUUCCUCCAAGGAUCUGUCACUCUGGUUGGACGGGCUGUCAGCGACCAUCAGCAGCGCCUUGUCCUCCAGCCAGGUGGCGCUCCGUCUUUGGACCAACCCGUACAACAAAGUGUGUGGAGACUGUGGAGCGGCCGACCCCGAGUGGGCGUCGGUGAAUCUGCUGAUGGUCAUUUGCCACUCCUGCGCAGGUCCGCACCGUGCUCUGGGGACCAAACUGUCCAAGGUCCGCAGUCUGAAGAUGGACAACAAGGUUUGGACGGAGCCUCUGAUGCAGCUCUUUGUUGCUUAUGGCAACCGGCUGGCAAACCAAGUGUGGGCGCCGGCGGUGCCGGCAGCGGAGCAGUUGAGUCCAGACGCGUCGGAUUCUGUGAGGUCAGAGUUCAUUCAGAAGAAGUACAACCUGGGACGCUACAAGAGGCUCCACGCUCUGGCCAUGUCUCCGCAGCUUAUGGGAGAGAGGCUGCGUGAGGUCGUCUGCAGCAAUGAUAUCGAAGAAACAAUGUCACUCAUCUGCUCCGGCGCAAAGGUGUGUCAGACGGACCCUCAGGUCCCAUCCUCAGUCCAGCUGGCUGAGAGAGCAGGACAGGCUCUGCAGGUGGAGCUGCUGCGACUCAACGAGUACACAGAGGUGCCGCCGCAUCUGCCCAAAACAGCCUCUCAGAGAAGUGACCCCGCCCACUCAGACGCAGAAGAGGAGGAGCUCCAUGGUAAACUGGAGGAAGACAGAUUCCUGUUCUCCUUCGAGAACAACUCGGCGGCGUGCGACGUGCUGGACCUGCGGGAGGUCCUGUCCGUGUUCGUGAAACACGAGGGAGGGCAUCAGUUUGAGAUCGUCUCAUUGGACGAGCAGCUGGUGUGUGCGACCAACAGCGAAGACGACCUGCUGACUCAUCUGGUUCACAUCCUGAAGGUGAUUUUGCCUGGAGGCGUGUCUUAUGCAGAAGUGGGAGGGGCUACUGCAGUUAGCAAAGCAUGUGUUCUGGAAUUGGGCGUAGCCUCUCAGCACACGGACGCUUGGCUGCUGCUCUGGGAGGGCGGAGUCAGCAUCCACCCCACCGUCAGACACACGCAACCGACUCUGCAGAUUGACAUGAGCAUGCUCAGUCGCCAUGAAAUGAACGCCACUGAGAGCACUAUCACCAUGGUAACCAGAGACAGGUGUGUGACAGCACGGUUCGAGGACCAGUACAGCUGCCAGACCUGGUACGAACACCUGAAGAAAGCUUGGGCCAAUCAGAGCGCGGCACCACAUAGUCUGUACCCCGUGACUCACCUGAUGAAGGGAUCAGUGUCUCCCGCCAUCGAACACUGCAUCUCACACGUGACCAACUACGGUCUGAAGGUGGAGGGCGUGUACCGCCGCUGUGGCCUCGCCACUAAAGUGUCCCAGUUGGUUGAAGGCCUGAUGACAUCACCAAGCUCCACCCACCUGGAGAGUGACGAACAGGGUGUUCUGGAUGCAGCGUCCGCUCUGAAAAAAUAUAUCCGCCAAAAGGAGGCGCUCUUCCCAGAGGCCACCCGGCCGGACUGGGUGAAGGCAGCAGUGAUCAAAGAUGAACGCGCCAGAUUCUCAGCGUACAGACGGUUGCUACGACAACUGCCCGACAACAACCGAGCCACCAUGAGUGCUCUGUUCGGACACUUUUACUUGGUGCAGGUGUUCUCCCAGGUGAACAAGAUGUCUGCUCAGAAUCUGGCUCUGGUUCUGGUGCCGUCUCUUUUCGACUCUUUGAGUCAAGACCUGCUGCGUCUGAUUCGUGAGUUCAUCAUCCACCACACGCUGCUCUUCCUGACUCCAGAGAAGGAGGAAGAGGAGGACGAGCAGAUCACUGCACUGUGAGGAAGGCUGACGUGGAUCCGACCCUGCUGCUACAUGUGUAUAACCUCAGGUUAAUUCACACUACUACAACUAGUGUGAAUGUUUUGCGACGUCCUGACCAGCUUUAAUCAACUACCGUUCCUGUAAAUAACUUUUCUUUUGGUGAAUUUUCUUUUAAUGAAACUAGUUUAAUGACUAUUCAUCCGGCUAAUGCAUGAAUAAAUGAU
Synchiropus splendidus (mandarinfish) is the source of this 3658-nucleotide messenger RNA. RefSeq names its product arf-GAP with Rho-GAP domain, ANK repeat and PH domain-containing protein 1. The transcript is spliced from 26 exons. Bases 138 to 3452 code for a protein of 1104 amino acids. Gene Ontology annotation, biological process: signal transduction. The record is from RefSeq and is a predicted model, not a curated record. Gene Ontology annotation, molecular function: GTPase activator activity. NCBI's taxonomy places the organism in Eukaryota, Metazoa, Chordata, Actinopteri, Syngnathiformes, Callionymidae.